Messenger RNA from Periophthalmus magnuspinnatus, 3190 nucleotides. It is a transcript of the gene ccdc191, whose product is annotated as coiled-coil domain containing 191. The transcript has 17 exons. The record is from RefSeq and is a predicted model, not a curated record. NCBI's taxonomy places the organism in Eukaryota, Metazoa, Chordata, Actinopteri, Gobiiformes, Gobiidae. The coding region runs from base 1 to 2667 and encodes 888 amino acids. Gene Ontology annotation, molecular function: phosphatase binding.
AUGGCACAUGACGGACAUAAUUCGUAUUUGUUCCGAUGGAAGAAGCUUGGAAAUAAAACAGCUGUUCAGAAGAUGCUUUUGAAGAAUGGUGAUACUGAUCAGUGGCGAAAGCAAGUAGAGAUGUCUUCCAAACUUGCUGUGUCUGAGGUUUUCUCCCACAAGAAACCCCUUAUAGGCUCACCUGACCUGGCUGUGCCUCUGCAAAGCUCUGCCCAGUUAAAGGAUCAUGAUGAUGCUUACAGUGAAGCUCAGGCACUUUUAGGUGAUUGGCUGCACAGUAAAUUGCGUCUGGAGCUAGAGAUGGAUGAAGAAGAUGACCCGAUCUUUUCUGCUGAGAAACACGGUCCCAUUGCAUUGGAUAUUUGUACACCAACAGCUCUUAACUACACCAACUUUGAUGAUUUUUACAGUUGUUUGACUAAAGAAGAGGAGAGUAGCACCAUAAACAAUUUUCUACAAGAACUAAUGGAACAAGAGGUCCUAGACUCUGCAAUGAUAGACCAGUUAGCAAUGGACGUUAGACAGACAAGAAAGUUCAGAAACCCAGCCAUCACAAUGGAAGUAAGACAUAAGCAGGUGCGUGAGAACAGGGCCAGACGGGAUGCUGAGAGGCAGAGGCAGCAGAGAGAGCGAGAGACUCUGCAGGAGGCCAGAGAAGAGGCCGGAAGGAGAGAGAGAGAGGCGGAGCUGAAGAGGAGGCAACAAGCUCGCAAGCAAGAGGACAAGCUUCAGCAGGACAUGGUCAGGCUGCGACGGCAGAUGGAGGAGCGGAGGUGCGCCCAACAUCUGGCUCGACAGAGGGAAAGAGAAUGUGAAAAGAGGGCAGUUGCCAAGAAUCUACAAUGUGCUCCUCUGAUUCCUAUAGCAUGUCAGAAGAUAGACCAGCAACAACUGUAUAUAGAACAACAGUUUCAGACACUGCUCUAUAUGCACAACAUUAAGUGUCUACAGAGGCAUUUCACUGCAUGGUUUUCAGUGGUGCUGAGCCAAAGGAUUCGCAUGGGCAAGGCCAAGACUGUGUGUGAGUGGCGGAGGAAGUUGAGAGUGUGGCGGGCUUGGCGGGCCCAAGUGUUACUAAAACAACAACUACGAGAAGUAGAGAAAACGGAGGAGGAAUUAAGGGUAGAGAAUAGAUGCUACCUUUUGGCUGUGCAGAGUGACAAAAGGCGGUUGUUGCAGCGUUUUCUGAAUAAGUGGCAGGUAUGGACUCAGAUGGAGAGGGAACAACGAAAGCUCUUGAGUCAGCAGCAGGAAACUCGCCACAAGAUGGCUGCCUUAAUCAGUGCAGCGACAAGUGGCAAACUCAGAGCUAUACAAAACCCAACCUGUCAGGCAGUAAUGGCUCCAGCAGAGACAGCCACGCAAACCGAGCACAAGAGACCUCAUCAAAGUGCAGAGUCUGUAGCUUCUGAUACAUCUCUGGUACAUCAGGAGAAAAACCCAGGGGCCAACAUGGCUCCCGUGACCCAGCCCACUGAGCCAUGGCAGAUAAGCCGUCAGCAUGCAGCCCCCAGUGGAGCUGAGAUCCGGAGGGCACUGCAAGACAGGGGUUCAUCCUGUCUGAAAAAACUGACUGCACCAGGAGCUCGCUUUGAGCACAGACAUACCAUGCAACAACAGAUCAUCUCCCAGCAGAGGAAGCUGCUCAAGGAACAACAAGAGCAAAUUGUACAACUGAAGGAGCAGCUUGUGAUAAGCUUAGAGCUUGAGGAACAGAAGACAGCACAGCGCCUCCAGCUGGCAAGUGCAUCAGAUACGAGGCCAAGGAUGCACAAGCCUGAGCCCAGAGAGCAAAGGGCACCGGAGGUUAGUGGACAACCUGACACUCCAUGUGGGCCUCAGAAGAAAACUGUCACACGGCAGACUUGUUCUCAUCCAAUAAUUGCUGCUAUGGAGACACGAGCGAGGCAGCGGGCAGAGCGGAGGAAACAAGUGGAAGAAAUCAAAAAAAGGAAAGAAGAUGAGAAGUUGGCUGAGAUGAAAGCAGCGGAAGAGCAGCGGCAAGGAGAAGAGGAGGAAGAGAAACGUAGAGCAGUGGAGAGGAGGAGAGAGGAGAGGAGACUGGAAAGAGAGAGGGAAGAGGAGAGACAGAGACAGCUCAGAAGACAACAUGAGCUGAUGUCUUUGGCCCGUCAACAUUACCAUCAAACACUCUUAAAACAGUGCGGAUUGGCUCCAUGGAAACGUCUGGUUCAGCUGACACAGGCCAACAUGCAGCUGGCCCAGAAUCAUCACGAUCUGUUCCUCCUGAAGCAGUGCACUCUCAGCUGGCAGCGCAUGGCACGAGAGUCCCUUUCUGAGAAAGAAGCUUCUGCUGACCAACUGUACCAGCACUUUCUGCUACGAAGGAGCUUAGGCACUUGGAAGAAAUUAAUGGACUGGCAACUGAUUCAGGAGGAGAGAGCCGAGCGUUUCUACCGUGUUCGCACUUUUAGAAGGGUCCUGCAGGCUCUGCAACAUUUGGUGACCCAGAAUAGGCUGCUGGAGUGGGACUGUCAGGAGCUGGCUGAGCAGCACAAUAACAGACGAGUGUUAAAGCGAUGGUUCCUAGCCUGGAGGCAGCUCCCUGUCCUGCUGCGGAGAGAGAGAGAGAAGGAGCAACGUCGAGAAAAGUUGGUGCAGAAAGUAGUUGAGAUUCUCCCCGAUUUCUGCACCCAUCCACCAUAAAUCAUGAGGGAGCAGAUCUUGUCUACUCUAUACAACAUUAACUAACUCCGGGAAACACAAUAAUAUUCACACACAGUUUUUGUUUAAUUAAAAAAAAAUUUAAUACUUUUAUACAAACACAUAAUCAAAUGAGUGUAAGUGUUGAGUUAUUAAAAAAAAAACAAUAAUUCCUUUGAGUUGAGACCAAUAACGCAGCUAUAAUGCAAAGCGCUGAAAGGCAGAAUCUUAUUUCUCUAGUAGACAUUCAUUUGUAUUAAUUUACCUCCUUUUCUUUCAGCCAUGGUCUUACAGAACAGUUAAGUCUUGGAAUGAGUCUGAACCAUUUUAAAGAUGCCAUUUAUAUCUCUGUCAAUCCAAAUUAUUAAUGGAAAGGCACACUGUGAAACACUAAUUAGCUAAAUAAUCUAGUGUGCUCUGUAAUAAAUGGCCAUGACACAUUUGAUGACUAUGUACUGAUGAGAGGGUAUAAUUGCAUUGUGAAGAGAGGAAAGAGGGCUUGAAGCCAGUCUAGAAACAAACAUUU